Messenger RNA from Mycotypha africana, 2661 nucleotides. RefSeq lists its product as uncharacterized. The record is from RefSeq and is a predicted model, not a curated record. The transcript has a single exon. NCBI's taxonomy places the organism in Eukaryota, Fungi, Mucoromycota, Mucoromycetes, Mucorales, Mycotyphaceae. The coding region runs from base 1 to 2661 and encodes 886 amino acids.
AUGUCUCAAGACGCGUUGAGUAACAAUAUUCAGCAUGCUAUUGCCUCCGUUGUGGGUAGUAGAGCAAUUGAUAUUUGCUCCAUUAUCAAAGACUUGCAAGGCACAGAGGGUAGUAAGGAUGUUGCAGAAGGAAAGAAGGAGCUUAUUGAUGUAACGUCGACUGAAGUCGAGCAAGCCAAAGCUAAAGAAGAUGUCGUUGAAGAAAUCAAUGAACUAGUUCCUGAAGUACCUGCUGCCGCUGUAAACGAAGCUGCUGAACAAAAGGAGGAUGACUCAGCUCCGAUUGCUCCACCUCGUAAAGAUAUUUCCAGCAAUGUCCAACAUGCUAUUGAUGCCGCCGUUGCCGCUCGUGCUAUUGAUCUCUACAGCUACUUUGAUGAAUUAAAGGAAACCAGCUUGAUGGAUAAGUUGGCUGAUAAAGUGGAGAAGGUUGAGGAUACACUUCUGACUGUAAAAGAAGAAGUAGCAAGAGAAGUAGAGGACAAGGCUCAAGACUUAGCCUCAAGCAAUAACGACACUACGAAUGAUGUGGAGAAUGAAGAGGAAGUUUCUGAGGUAAAGCAUAGCAUCAACGAGGAGAUCAAGGAUGUUGUCAAGGAAGUGCCUCCUGUUGCUGUAGACGAAACUAGAGAAGAGGUGAUUGAUAAUAAGCAAGGCCUUUUGGAAGAAUUAGAUGAGGUUGUGCCUGAAGUCGAACCUGUGGCUGUCGAUGAAACCAAAGAAGAGGCUAUUGAUCACAAAGAAGAUUUACUCGAGCAGAUCAAGGAAGCAAUCCCUGAAAUACCUGCCGCUGCUGAAAACAAUGACAGUAGCGCUGCUAUUGCUGAUGAAACAAGAGAUAUCAAUAGCACCCUUCCCGAGACUGUUGUUCCUCACGAGGUGGAUAUGAAGGACGCUAUUGAUUAUGCCAUUAAGAAUGCUGUCGCUUCUCGUGCUGUUGCUGAUGAACCAAGCGAUAUCAAUAACACCCUUCCCGAGACUGUUGUUCCUCACGAGGUUGAUAUGAAGGACGCUAUUGAUUAUGCCAUUAAGAAUGCUGUCGCUUCUCGUGCUGUUGUCGAUGAUUAUUACAAGAACAGUAAUCCCGCACCAUCUUUUAUGUCAAAUGACGUCAUGGAAAAAGUGGAAAAUUCCGUUGCCGGAACUCAACCAAAAUUAGCUGAAACUGCGCAACAAGUCAAAGAAGCUGUUGUUGAUACCGCCGAAACUGUACAGGACGCUGUUAGUGCUACUGUAGAAGAAGCUAAGAGUAGAGCCCCCGAGAUUCAACGCAAUAUGGAUAACAAGGCUGAGCAAACCAAGGAAGCUGUCACUGAAUCAGCUGCUACUGUCAACGAUUACAAAGAUGCUACCGUCGAAGAAGCUAAAAAUCAGGCAGCCGGUAUUCAACAAACUGCUGUGGAUAUCACUAAAGCCACCAAAGAUACCAUUGUUGAUACCGCUACCACUGCUAAGUCUUACGUUGAUGCUACUAUCGAAGAAGCAAAAACUCAAGCGCCUAUUAUUCAAGAAAAUAUGGAUAAUAAAAUUCAAGCAGCAAAGGAUACCAUUGUAGAUACCGCAAAAGAAACCAAAUCAUUAGCAGAUGCUACGAUCGAAGAGGCUAGCGUGAAGGCUUCUGCUUAUCAACAAAGUAUUGUGGAUACUGCUAAGGUUGCUAAGGAUACUGUAGCUGAUGCUGCCAACACAGCCAAGUCAUAUGUCGAUGCUACUGUCGAAGAAGCCAAGGCAAAAGCACCUGAAUAUCAAAAGAGCAUGAAUGAAGCAGUACAAAGCACUAAGGAUUCGCUCGUUGAUACUGCUAACAGUACCAAAUCAGUGGUUGAUGCUACUGUCGAAGAAGCCAAGGCAAAAGCACCUGAAUAUCAAAAGAGCAUGAAUGAAGCAGUACAAAGCACUAAGGAUUCGCUCGUUGAUACUGCUAACAGUACCAAAUCAGUGGUUGAUGCUACUGUCGAAGAAGCCAAGGCAAAAGCACCUGAAUAUCAAAAGAGCUUGGAUGAAAAGGUUGAAGGGGCCAAAAAUACAACCGUCGAUACUAUCAAUAUGGCCAAAUCAACUGUUGAUGCCACUAUUGCUGAUGCUGCGAAUAAGGCUCCUGCUAUCCAGGAAUCCAUUGAUAACAAAACUCAAAAUGUUAAGAAUACUUUUGUAGACACUGCCAAGAAUGCCGAGUCAUUAGGCAAUGCUACCGUCGAAGAAGCAAACAAACAAGCUCCUGCGAUUGAAGACAAUAUUGCAAAUGAGAACCCCUCCACAACUACUGUUUCUACUACUGUCAUUGAAGAAACACCCAAGAAGCCUGAACCUGCAAUUGCUGUUGCUGUUCCCGCCAGUGAAGUGAGCCCCGUUAUACCUGAAGUUCCUGCUGUUGUGGUUGCCAAUGAAGUAAGCCCCGUUACAACUGAAGUUCCUGCUGCUGUGGCCACUAAUGAAGUGAGCUCCGUUACACCUGAGGUUCCCGUUGCCGUGGCCGCCCGUGAAGUGAACCCUGUUAUACCUGAGGCUCCUGUUGUCGCUCCCCCUGUAUCUGCUUCCUCGGUUCCUCACACUACCUCUCCUGCAGUUACUCCAAUGCCCGUAAAGAAGGAAGAAAAGGUUCUUCCUCCCAAACCUGCCGAAGAACAGAAGAGCAGCGGUUCUAAAUGUCUUAUUAUGUAA